AUGUCACGGGAGGACUUUUCAUGUGCCAUUUGCUACGAUUUGGCCUCUGAACCGGUUGUGACGCGCUGUGGCCACCUGUUCUGCUGGAACUGCCUGGAUCACUGGCUGGGAAGACAAAACGCGGUGCCGGAAUGCCCAGUGUGUCGUGGCCGUGUAGACAGACACUUGCAGGGGGACAUCAUUCCGCUCUACGGUAAAGGCAGGCAGACACACGCAGCGAACGCCUCCUCGUCAGUCAAGUCGCCGCCAUCGCCGCAAGCGCAGCGGCAACAACGCCAAGAACAACCGCCCCGUCCACGCCCGGCUGCAGAUAGAGCAGCGCCGGUGCAGCGCCCCGGGGCAAAUUAUGUCAAUAAUCCACUUUCAUUAGGAAUCGGUAGCUCUUUUUUUAUUUAUGGAGGCAACAUGAGCCUGACUCUUCUGCUGGUGGCUUUGUGGGCCACGUAUCAUUUUGCCCCCUGGCGCCAGUUGUUUGAACGUGUGUGGGGCCGUAAUGGCAGCCAGAGGAGAGCGAGGCAGACUGAGCAGGAGGAGAACAAUUCUGAUUUACAAGGUCGUCGGGUGCUCUUGCCAGAUGCAAUAGUUAGAAGAGUGCUUUUAUCCGUUGUAGUCGUGUAUAUAGUUCAUUAUCUUUUUUCGGCUUGA
Messenger RNA from Trypanosoma cruzi, 645 nucleotides. RefSeq lists its product as uncharacterized. Gene Ontology annotation, cellular component: endoplasmic reticulum. The transcript has a single exon. Bases 1 to 645 code for a protein of 214 amino acids. Gene Ontology annotation, molecular function: ubiquitin-like protein conjugating enzyme binding; ubiquitin protein ligase activity. The record is from RefSeq and is a predicted model, not a curated record. NCBI's taxonomy places the organism in Eukaryota, Euglenozoa, Kinetoplastea, Trypanosomatida, Trypanosomatidae. Gene Ontology annotation, biological process: ubiquitin-dependent protein catabolic process.